Molecule: messenger RNA, 1295 nt
Organism: Oncorhynchus keta (chum salmon)
Lineage: Eukaryota; Metazoa; Chordata; Actinopteri; Salmoniformes; Salmonidae
Exons: 2
Coding region: 534-1289 (251 amino acids)
Source: RefSeq, a predicted model, not a curated record
AACGUGCCGUCCUUGGCCAGCUCUCCCGCUAUCUCUCUCAGAAUGACCUUCUUGAUCCAAAUCAGUCAGGUUUCAAGACUAGUCAUUCAACUGAGACUGCUCUUCUCUGUAUCACGGAGGCGCUCCGCACCGCUAAAGCUAACUCUCUCUCCUCUGCUCUCAUCCUUCUAGACCUAUCGGCUGCCUUCGAUACUGUGAACCAUCAGAUCCUCCUCUCCACCCUCUCCGAGUUGGGCAUCUCCGGCGCGGCCCACUCUUUGAUUGCGUCCUACCUGACAGGUCGCUCCUACCAGGUGGCGUGGCGAGAAUCUGUCUCCUCACCACGCGCUCUCACCACUGGUGUCCCCCAGGGCUCUGUUCUAGGCCCUCUCCUAUUCUCGCUAUACACCAAGUCACUUGGCUCUGUCAUAACCUCACAUGGUCUCUCCUAUCAUUGCUAUGCAGACGACACACAAUUAAUCUUCUCCUUUCCCCCUUCUGAUGACCAGGUGGCGAAUCGCAUCUCUGCAUGUCUGGCAGACAUAUCAGUGUGGAUGACGGAUCACCACCUCAAGCUGAACCUCGGCAAGACGGAGCUGCUCUUCCUCCCGGGGAAGGACUGCCCGUUCCAUGAUCUCGCCAUCACGGUUGACAACUCCAUUGUGUCCUCCUCCCAGAGCGCUAAGAACCUUGGCGUGAUCCUGGACAACACCCUGUCGUUCUCAAGUAACAUCAAGGCGGUGGCCCGUUCUUGUAGGUUCAUGCUCUACAACAUCCGCAGAGUACGACCCUGCCUCACACAGGAAGCGGCGCAGGUCCUAAUCCAGGCACUUGUCAUCUCCCGUCUGGAUUACUGCAACUCGCUGUUGGCUGGGCUCCCUGCCUGUGCCAUUAAACCCCUACAACUCAUCCAGAACGCCGCAGCCCGUCUGGUGUUCAACCUUCCCAAGUUCUCUCACGUCACCCCGCUCCUCCGCUCUCUCCACUGGCUUCCAGUUGAAGCUCGCAUCCGCUACAAGACCAUGGUGCUCGCCUACGGAGCUGUGAGGGGAACGGCACCUCAGUACCUCCAGGCUCUGAUCAGGCCCUACACCCAAACAAGGGCACUGCGUUCAUCCACCUCUGGCCUGCUCGCCUCCCUACCACUGAGGAAGUACAGUUCCCGCUCAGCCCAGUCAAAACUGUUCGCUGCUCUGGCCCCCCCAAUGGUGGAACAAACUCCCUCACGACGCCAGGACAGCGGAGUCAAUCACCACCUUCCGGAGACACCUGAAACCCCACCUCUUCAAGGAAUACCUAGGAUAGGGUAAGUAAGG